Messenger RNA from Entrophospora candida, 1097 nucleotides. The record is from the annotation of a GenBank genome assembly. NCBI's taxonomy places the organism in Eukaryota, Fungi, Glomeromycota, Glomeromycetes, Entrophosporales, Entrophosporaceae.
ACACCACAACACCACCACCAGUCGCAGACACCACAACACCACCACCAGUCGCAGACACCACAACACCACCACCAGUUGCAGACACCACAACACCGCCACCAGUUGCAGACACCACAACACCGCCACCAGUUGCAGACACCACAACACCGCCACCAGUUGCAGACACCACAACACCACCACCAGUUGCAGACACCACAACACCACCGGUCACAGACACUACAACACCACCACCAGUAGCAGACACCACAACACCACCAGUAGCAGACACUACAACACCAGAUAGUCCAACACAAACCCCAGAUAGUGAACCAUCUGAAAAUACCCCAACCUCUGAUAAAAAUACAAAAGCAGAUAUUUUUAGCAGUAAUCCUGUCAUUAACACUAAUACAGAUACUUUAACAGAUACAAAUAGCAUUUUCUACUAUAGCUUAAGCUCAACUAGCUCAACUAGGAUUAAUGUUGAUCCAAAUACCACUGAUUCUGAAACACCUAUAGAUAUACCAUCACCAAUGAUAAGUACAACAGAAGAAAGUGAAGUAGUUACAGAACCACCAACACCUAAAAAACCUACAACAUCCCAAUCCCAAAUAGGCUCAAGCCAAGAAAAAUCAACCAUAACACAAUUCAAAACUUACACCACCACAGAAACAUUAUAUUUCCCAGGGUACACCACUUAUACAUCUUCAACAGGGACAAAUGGACAAUUAACAACAUAUGCAACUUAUGUUCCACCAAGUACUGUUGUGGUGGUCAAGAAAGUUACUUUAGCAACUGUAGUAUUUCAAGAAACUAAUACUCCUUCAUCUGGACAUCUUGACCUGGAACUCUCAAUUUAUAAUUUAUACAAUAUUGCUACAUCAUUGUUUGUUAUUGCUUCAGAAAAUGUAUGGUUUUUCCAUACAUUUUCCGCAUAUUCUGUAUGGAAUAUACAAUUUAAUUUAGGAAAUUUAUAUAAUAAUAGAUUAGGAAAUAAUAAAGAUAUUAAAUUGGAAGGGUCUGAAGAAUUAAUUUUGAAAGGUGAUUUAAAUCUUGAUCAAUUUUUAAAAAAUGUGUUGUAUGAAUUUCAACAAAUUAAUCAAGACAAUGUUGAAGAUUGA